AUGAGUUCUGCAGGCGGUCGCGGGGGUUCUUCCCCCUCGCAGCCGCCGGGUGCAGCAUCAGCAGCAGCAGCUGCAGCAGCUGCAGCAGCAGACGCUACUACAAGCGUUGACGGAGCUGCGGCAGGCCGGCUGUAUAUGAGGGCCCUGAGCGGCAGCAGACAACGCAAGUCCGUCAGGCGAGACGCGCUGCUGCAUCAAUGUUGGGUUAAUCCUUGUUUGCCUCUAGACAAGGAGCAACAAAGGCAGCAGCAUCGAGAAAAGGAGGAGCAGGAAGAUGCUGCUGCAGAAGAAUGUAGGCUGCUGCUGCUGCAGCAGCGCGUUGCGGAGACCCACGUCGAGAUCGCUGAGGGCAAUGGAGCGGAGCCUUCCCAGCAAAAGGAGGGUGCUUCAGAAGCAGCAGCAGAUGCUGCUGCUGUUGCUGCCUCUCCAGCUGUUGCUGCUGCGUGCCCAGAAGAAGCAGAAGAGGAUGCCGACGCGGUCAAACGCGUAGAGCCGGUGCUUCCUGACGAGGCAGAAGCAGCAGCAGGAGGAGCAUCAGCAGGAGCAGGAGCAGCAACAGCAACAGCAGCAGGAAGUGCAUCCGAGGAGUGUGCCAGUGCUUCGCAAGAAGCACCGAGAGGGAGCGAUGCCGGCCUAAAUAGCAGCAUGAAUAGCGGCUGCUGCAGCAGCGGCAGCGGAGGAAGAGAGGGCAGCAGCAACAACAGCAGCAGCAGCACUCCUGAACCAGCUGGAGGGGGGACCCCUACGCCAGCCGCAAAGGAUUGCAGCAAGGCUGCCGCCGACUCGCCAGCCACAGCAGCAGCAGAAGCAACAACAGCAGCAAUAGCAGCAGCAGAAGCAUCUCUGCAACACCGCGUUCAAGUGCCCCUUGUCCGCAUCCUCACAACGCAGCCUUUCCGGGUGUUUGAUGCCUCUGUUUUCUGUUCUGCUGCUACAGCCCCAAGCAGGGGCAGAGGUCGUAGAGGUGCAGCAGCAGCUGCCAGACGUCUGCUGCAGCAGCAGCAGCACGAAGAAGAUAUGUUGCACGGCCCCCCUGUGCGUGGCUCUCGCGGUGCUCGUGGCCGGGGAAGGGGAGCAGCAGCAGCAGCAGCUGCUGCUGCUGCAGCUGCUGCGGCUGCUGCUGCCGAAGCAGAAGGAGGCGGGUUGGGAGGGCGCGCUGCUGCUGCUGCAGCGACUGAGCAGCAGCAGGAGGAGGCCUUCCGGCUGCUGCAUGAGGAGCAGCAGCAAAUGGCAGAGACCGUUGCAGACUGGGCCACAGACUUUAACUGUCUCGACCAGGAACUCGUAUAUGAAUACAUGUAUGCUGAUCGCCGUCUGCAGCAGCAGCAGCAGCUGCUGCUGCCACCGCAGCUGCGCGCAGCAGCAGGGGAUCUAUCGGGCCAGCAGCCGGAGCCGGGUUCUCUUCAAUCUGUGCAGCAGCAGCAGCGGCUGUUGCAGCAGCAGUCUGUCUGGCGACGGGAGGGAUUUGAUUCUGUUGGUGCAGCAAAGAUAGCCACUUGUGCUGUUGCAGCGCAGCGGGGAGACGCUCUGCUGUACGAGCAGCAGCAGCAUCCUCAUCGGCUUCCAAACCCAUUUCAGCUCUCAGUUUUGCAUGAGCCUCUCACUGCUGUGCAGCGUCAGGCUGCUGUAUUCUUUGCACAGGUUCCUGCUGCUGCUGUGGGUAGCAGCAGCCCAGCAGUUGUUACAGCAGCAGCUGCUUCAGCAGGUAGCGCUGUAUCCGCAGCGGGGGGGAAUGUGCUGCUGUUGCCGCAGCUGUGUUCAAAGACAGGGCUGCAGCAGCAGGAGCAGCAGCAAGCUGCAGCAGGAGCGGACAGCAGUGCUGCUCCUGCAGAGGGCGAGAGCAGCAGCAACAGCAGCAGCAGCAGCUCGUUCCCGCCGCCGCUACGGGACGUAGAUACCUUACGAUCGCUGCAGCAGAAUGUUUCGGUGCAGCUGGAGCGUGUGGAGUCGUGGCUGCUGCGAGUGACAGUGGCUUUGACGGAUGGCUGCAGCAGAACCCCACUGAAUGCAGCAGUUGAGGUGCCGGGAGCGCAGCAGACAGAGUCUGUGAGUUUGCUGCUGCAGCAGACGGUCGACCUGCCGCUGCCACCGGACCCCGUAGCAGCAGCAAAGGGGACAAUUUUGCCUGUCUCCAUGGGCAAUAGGCUGCACUUGGCGGAAGCAGAAGAGCUGCUGCAAGAGGGAUUGGUGCUGCAGCAGAUGGUAGGUGUUUCACACGAGCUGCAGCAGCUGCAGCAGCGCGUCCGACAGAGCAAACAGUUCGCCCAGCGCAUCUGUGCUGCUUUGAACGGCAGCAGCACUGGCAGCAGCAGCAGCAGCAGCCGCCGUGAGAAAGGAGAGAACGCAGCAGCAAGUGGCAACGGCAGCAAUAAGGGUCGCAUCCCUAUACAGCUGCUCCGCAGCUUGCUUGUAGAGGGGUUUCAUGAAAUACCGUUUAUAGUUCCAGAGUUUAUAUUCCUGCUGCAGCAGCUGCAGCAGGUUGUCACUUGGCGGGAGUUGCUGCGGUCAGCAGCAGCAGCAGGAGACCUGCAGCAGUGUGAGCAGAUCCUUGCCCAGGCCCAGGACGUGUGCGUCUACAUACCCGGGUGGAGCGACUGGAAAGGGCACGUAGCUGCUGCUGCUUGGGCUGAGCGCGUAGACCGUUUGCUGCAGCGACCGAUACGGCUGGGGCUGGCGGUGGCUCUGCUGCAGGAGCCAUCUGCUGAGACAGCAGGGCCUUCCGCUCGAGAGCUGCAGCGUCGGGUUGCUGCUGCACGUGAGUGGGCGCGGGACUGCUUGCAGCCGCGGUAUUUGCAGUUGCUGGCAGCAGCAGGAGCAGAUGCUGCAGCACUAAAGGAGUUGCAGUCUCUGGCGGAGGGCUGUCCCCCUGCGCAGGAUGCAGAAAGGCGAGAGGAGACGCAAGAAAAGCAGCUCUCUCUCUUUCCUACGCCUGGGGACCUCGAGGCUCUUAUUGCGAGACAUACAGCACUUAAGCUCAUCGUUCCAGCCAUCAAAUAUCUGGAGGUUGUGUACGGUCGGUGGCGCAAGUGGGAGAAGCGGUUUGUGAAGACGGAGGGCGGCAGUUUGUCUUUGGCUGAGGCCCGGCAGGUGCUGCACGACGGGCAGGCGCUGCAGCAACAGCUGGAGAUAGGGGCUUGGCUGCGUCCUCUUUCGGUGUACGUGGAGCAGUGUGCUGCCUUUACAGACAGAGCGCGCUCGCUACUGGACCGAGCAGCUGCUGCUGCAGUUGCUGCUGCAGCUGUGCGUGUUGGAUGGGCUGUGGGGUCUCUAGACGGCUUCCGCCGCAAGGGCACUCUGCUGCCUGAAGAUCUGAUGCAUGUCCUCGAGCUGCAGACACACCGCAAGCAGGCGGAGCCAACUGCAGCAGCAUCUGCGUCAGCAGCCAAUCGAGACGCAGCACCAGAGCGACGCAGGGCGCCCUACGAGCAGCUUGUUGAGCUCAUCGCUAUCCACGAGGGCCUAGUGAUAAAAAACUGGGGCCUUCAUGGAGACCUUGUAGACCUCAGGGACAAGGCACAGCGGUGGCUGAAGAGGGCCCAGGACCUUCUCGCCAUUCCGCAGCAGCCAACGCCCUCGCAGCAGCAGCAGCAGCAGCAGCAGCAGCAGCAGCAGCAGCAGGUCGGGGACGUGGAGGGUGUGCGUGGCGAUUCAGCAGAAACAGCAGACAGUACAGCAGCAGGAGCAGGAGCAGCAGGAGCAGAGGGAGCAGCAGCCACUGCGGAGCCUCUGCAGAAGGCACUGCGUUCCUUGCUUCCUUGCAGCGCGAACACUGUGCGCCUUGCUGCGCUGCUGCUGCUGGAAAGCGACUCUGUCUGCUGCUGCCCCGAGCUCGAGACACGGCUGGAGCAGCUGCUGCUGUAUGCACUCUGGCGUGGGAGGGUCGCUAGGCUGCGGGCCCCAGCCCAAGACACCGUCGUGGAGGAGCUGCUUGCUGCACCCUCUCUGCAGCACUUCUCCGAAUGGAUAGACACCACAACACCUGUCUCCGUGCUUAUGGCUCGCGAAGCUGCUGCUGUCAGCAAACCGCCCCGCUCAAGAGGCCGCGACCAGAGGGCUCAGGCGGCCCUGCAGCUGGAGGCUGCUGCUGUUGCAGCUAACGAGAAGCAGGCUGCUUCACCUGAGGGCGCAGCAGCAGCAGCAGCAGAAACAGUGAAGGCAAUGGAUGUUGACGAAGCACGCGCCGGAGACGCCUCGCAGCAGCGUGAAAAGGUGGAGCCACUCCAGCAGCAGCAGCAGCAGCAGCAGCAGCAGGUGCUGGAUAACAGCAAACAACAACAGCAAUGGGCAGAGCUGACCGCUCUGCCCGAGCUAGAGUUCUUAAAGGCGCUUAGUGGCAUUGCUGCGGACUGGCAGCAGAAGGCACAACAGUUGCGCGAGGCUGUUCCGCGUCCGCGAGCGUCUGAGUGGCAGAAGCUGCUGCUCGAGGCUGAAGACCUGCCUGUACACCUGACUGCGGUUCGACAAGACAUCGCGCAGGCGCUGCAGCAGCAGCAGCAAGUGGAGGGUGAGCUCGCUGCUGCGCUGGCCUCUCCAGAGACGGCUGCAUCAUUGACCCAGUUGCGCGAGCUGCAGACCCGAGCAAGCAGCUGCAGCGUGUACAUUAGCUGCUUGGGGGAUACGGAGAAGAGGUUGCAGCAGCUGCAGCAAGUGGAAGCAGCAGCUGCCCUUCAUCUUCAAGCUGAGGACAAGCCUCGAGUGGAGCUGCAGCAGUUUGUGGAGCAGCAAGAGCAACUGUUGCAGCUACCUGAGCAUACACCCGAUUUGCCUUGGUUCACGCGCCUCAAGGAUGCCUGCAAAGCUGUCUCUCGCUGGAUAGAGGAGACAGAUCAGCUGCAUGCGCGCGGGGUGUCCUUGCGUCAGUGGCAGCAGCACGUACGACGGGGGCAGAGCCUCAGAAUCAAGCCAGAAGGGCUGCAGGAGCUGCAGGAGCAGCUGCAGCAAAGUGCAGACUGGUGUGUGGUGUAUCAACACCUCCUGGAGCUUCGCGCGACGGUCCGCUGCCACAGUGCAAGUGCCGCCGCUGGUGUUAUUGCAGAGAUGCUGCAGGACAGCUCGGGGCCUCUGACGAUCCUGCCGCCUGGAGCAGCAGAAGCAGCAGCAGCAGCGGCUGCUGCUGCUGCAGCGACACCUGGUCUGCAGCAGGAGCAGCAGGGGACACGAGUGAGGGGCUAUGUCUCUUUGCUGGAUGCGGAGCGGUUGACUCGGAAGCCCUUUGGCUUGGGCAAGUCUCUGCUUCCCUUUGCAGAGCUGCAGCAGCACGUCAAGACUGCGCAGCAGCUAAGGGAGCGCUGUGCUGCUGCGCUGCAGCAAUCGUACAGGGAGCGUGCAGCGUGUCUGUUUGGGAUCGCCGCGGGAGUCGAUCCCCAGCCGGACUUCGCCUCUCCAAUUUCAGAGUCCCAGGUGUUGUUCCUGUUCCGUCAGCAGCAGAAGGCUGCUGCAGAAUUAGCAGGAGACGCAGCAGCAGGAAUUGCUGCUGCUGUUGCUGCAGCUGAAGGCGUUGGGGAACAGCAGCAGCAGCAGCGACUGCUGCUGCUACAAAGGGAACAAGAGCAGCAGAUACUUGCGUUGCAGCUGCUGUCCCCUGAUGCAGCAAAUGCACUUUUGUGGAGGACGACCAGGAGACUGAGACGACUUGCUGCUGCAUGCGCUGCCAGCCGAAUCCACAUUAAAGAGAGGCGGCUGCUCAAGGUAGAGAUUGAGACGCGAAGGCUGCAGGUCAGAGAAUCUGGAGGCGGUCUCAAGGGUCCUACGCCUUCAACUGAGGGCCCCGCUGCUGAUGAGGCUGCAGCAGCAGAAGGUGAUGAAGAGGAAGAGAGUGCUGAGCCGCAGCAGCAGCAGCAACAGCAGCAGCAGCAGCAAGCGACCUCCGCAGCUGCUGCAGCCCAGCAGCAGCUGUUCGAGCUGCAACUGCAGCUGCAGCAGCAGCUGCUGCCACCUCAGCCGCAGCCUCAAGAAGAGCCACCGCCAAUGCGUAUAUCCCCUGUGAGGACACGCAGGCGGCAGCAGCUGGGUCUGGAGGAUGAAGAGCAGCAGCAGCAGCAACAGCAACAGCAGCAGCAGCAACAACAGCAACAGCAGCAACAGAAUCAGCAGCAACAGAAGCCGCCAGUCCCCACUCGCCGCAGCGCUCGUGCGCCGCGCCGCCCAAGGAUGCAUGGAGACGUAUUGAUACCGCUGACGACCCGUAGAUCGGCCAAGGCUGAGGAGGGAGGCGAAACAGCAGCAAGUGUUGGUGCUGCUGUGUCUCCUUCCGGUGACCAACAGCACGAGUGUGUGCAGCAGGAGCAGCAGCAGUUCGCACAGCUGCAGGAGCAGCAUGCUGCCGACGCAGAGGACGCGGGUGCUGCCCCAGAGGCAGCAGCAGUAGCGGCGGCGCCAGCAGCAGCGGGUGCGGACGUAGCAGCAGGGGCAGCAGCAGAAACGGCAGCAGGCGGAACAGUGCCGACAGGAGAAGCUUCAGGAGACCCUUUUGCAGGGGCUGGGGCAGCGGAGGAGCUUAGUGAAGAUGAAGAAGAGACAUUAAUGCUACAGGAGCUGCAUCCUUUGGAUGGAUCGGCCGGCGCUUCAUUUCUGCUGCAGCAGCAACAGUUGCUGCUGCUGCCAAAGCAAGAAGGGGAGGGUGCUGACGAGAAGCCUCCUUCCCCUGAGGGCGUUCGAGUGCUGGCGCUGGUGCAGGAGCUGCAGCGAUGCGAGGGCUGCAGCGCCGCCUCGCCUAUUGUGUCUUUGCCAGUUGAGUUGGUGGAUGGCCCUGCGUACAUGCGGCUGAGAGGCUUAGUAAGGGACACAGAGAAUUGGCUGCAGCAAUACAGAUGCAUGCGCCUGCCGGUGGUGCGGGAGGCGCAGCAGCCGCUGCUAGAUGAACUCCGUCUCAUGCAGCGCCCUCCUCAAGAGGACGCCUUGGCGGCUCAGGCGGGCUGCUGUUUUUGUGACAAGACCGCUGCCUUUGCAGCAGCACUUGAUGAGGACGAGGGCGGCGAAGAGCAGCACUGCGAACAGCAACAGCGCAUGCAGCAGCAGCUGGAGGGCAUCAGCCCCCCAGUCAAUACCGAUUUGCCUCCAGCGAGCGGAGACGCGGCGAUGUACACAGACCGUGCAGAGCCCGCGGCAGCAGCUGCGAGUACAGAGGCUGCUGCGCCUGCGGAAGCGGAGCAGCAAGCAGCAGCAGAAGCUGCUGCUGCUGCUGCUAGGGCACGUAAGGCGUGGCUCGAGGAGCGCGAAGCCGCGCUACAGCCGAAGCAUCCCCCGUUCGGGCCCUCAUUUAUAUUGAAGUGCGUGUUGCUGGUGCUGCCGUUAAUGACUGAGGAGCUGCAACGCCUGCUGCUAUACGCUGUUACGAAGGGAUUGACGCUCGAGACACUCAUGGGCCUCCAAGUCCACCUCAAGUUGCUGCUUGACGUUGCUGCUGCAGCAGAGGCAGACCGCACGCAGCAGGAGCAGCAGCAGCAAGCAUCCUCGCUUGAGGAUGAAUUACAGCAGCUGGAGCAGCAGCAGCAGCAGCAGCAGUGCCUGAGCUCAGCGGAGACUCAGGUUCUUGAAAAGGAGGGGAUGGCGGCAACAGAAGCAGCAGCAGGGGCUGAGGCGGAGUUUCGUCGAGUCUGGCCUAAUGGAAAGCCUCCUGGUUAUGCGUUUCAUCUCCUCACGGCCUAUGCUCUGCACUACAAGCAACUUACGGGCGGGAAGAUCAGCUGGCCUGUCUCCGAUGUGCGGUCUCUCCAUCCGUCUUUGCUGCGCCUUAUUGAGUCGAAGGCAAAACGCAGGGGAGACCAUGCGUCUACUCACGGCCUGUGGCUAACCAAAGGAGCCAACGCUCUUCCGGGGAAGGCCCGGGGGCCGAGCAACACGAAAAAGCAGCCAGCGGGUGUAGGCGAGACUGCAGCUGUGCAGCAGCAGCAGCAGUACACCCCUGAAAACACGGAUGCUGCUGCCGCUGUUGCGCCUCAGCAUCAGCAGCAGCAGCAACUGUCCCAGAAGCGUGCAGCUACUCGGCAACAGUCCCCAGGAGUCCCAGCAGGUGGCCAUGGGAAGAGAGUUAAACUAGCGGAGGCCUCAACGGAGCUCACCAGCGAGCAGCAGCAGCAGCAGCAGCUGCAGCAGCAUAUGCAGGACGAAGUAUCUGUGGCCGACUGUAGCGUAUCUUCUGCAAUUCGGGAUGAGUCGCAGCACGCAGGGCCUUUGCAGCAGCAGAAUGCAGCAGCUGGAACAACAACGGCAGGAGGACCUUCAGCAGCCGCUGCUGCUGCUGCAGUAGGAGGCUCGUUCCCCCAGCUGGGCAGGCGAGCGAAACAGAGCCACAAUUACCCUUGCCGCAACACAACUCCACGAAUAGGAGACGGGCGUAGGGUCCGUUGUUUCUCCUCUAAGGAGAUGCUGAGGGCUUCAGGGAUACCGCUCCCCACCUUCAGGGAGGGGUUGUUACUGCUGCUGCGCAUCUGCUGCUCCGGUGGCUUCCUCACGGGAGAGACAAUCUUGCUGCAGGCGCUGCUGGUGGCCCAGCUGCUGCUCAGCUGGUGGCUGCGCCAGCAAUACCCCUUCCUGCAGCAGGAAGAAGAUCUCAUGCGGAGGCAGCGCAGCGAAGCAGAGCAGGAGAAGACGGCAGCAGCAGCUGCUGCCGCUUCAGGGGACACCGAGAAACAGCAGCAGCUGCUGCGAUCAGCUCAGCAGCAACUCGUCCCAACUGCUCAAGGUACUCUGGCCCUCCCCUUACGUCGCCGCAUGCAAAUCUGCUGCAGCAGCAAAGCCCCAGCCUACCAGAACCCAUAUCGAUGCAUUGCUGCCACGGGCUUGUGCUCGAAGGAGGGCGUGAUGAAGGUGUUGGAGAAGCAGAAGGAGUUGCAGCAGCAGCAACAGCAGCAACAGGAGAGCCAACGGGACAUGAAGACCCGUCUUCUCGAUUGGCUGCGAACACCUACCGAGGAGGGCUGCAACCAGCAAAAGGAGCAGCAGCAACAGCCAGGUGCUGCUGCUGCAGAGGGAUUCUUUGAGACUGAAAGCGAAGUAGAGGAGACCCUGCAGGAUCUAUUCGAUCCCCAGUUCGCCCGGCAGCUACUUAUACAGCAGGAGCUGCAGCCAUCCGCUUCGGGCGGCCGUAGUAUGGACGACCAGAAGGCGCAGCUGCAAGACAAGCUGCCGCUUCAGCAAAAAGUGUUUCAGGAGCAGCAGGAACUGCAGCAAGACCUGCAGCAGGACUUGCAACAGCAGCGGCGGCAGCAGCAGCAAGAGGCUGUCACUCAACCUGUGUCCCCCCUAGGCGAUGCAACGCCUCCAGCUGGAGCGGAAGUAGCAGCAGCUGCAGCUCUAGAAGGGGAGGGCCCGGGUGAAGCAGUCAGCAUUCAGCAGCAGCAGCAGCAGCAACGAUUGCGCAGGCCUCCUGUGGGGCUCGCUGGUGCUGAGACGGCCUUCUGGCAAGGAACGCCUUGGGACGUUGGGCUUGAGGAUUGGGAAGUCCCUUCACUUGCUUUUGGUCUUGCAAGGCAGCAGCAGCAGCAGCAGCAGAAUGGCUGUGUGCUUGAGGGCAUGGCGGUAGAUGACUCUUCCAAUGCCCCUGCAGCGUCUGAGGAAGAAGAGGUACAGCGGCUUCUUCAGCUGCUGCAGAACAUGGCCGGUCCUGUGCUGCGGGACGAUGCAGCAGGCAGCAGCAUGCGGUGCGUACAGCACAUCUCUCGGAUGUCUCUGGAUAACACCAACAGCAGCAACGGCACCGAGGCUGGGGGCCCCAGUGUCUCCGCAGCUACAGUGUGGCUGUAUCGUCGAUCCCUGCUGGACUUUGACUUCUACGAGAACGAGGAUGUGAUGCAGCAGCAGAGAGAGCAGCAGCAGCAACAACAGCAGGAGCCGCUGCUGCCAGAGUCGCGCAGCCGGAGACUGUCUCCUGAUCGGAGGCAGCUGUUGGAGGAAGCUCUAAGGGCCCCGCUGCCUCAGGCUUCUCUGCUGUCUCUGCUUCGUCUCCUAGAAGUUCUAGACGGUCUCCCGUUGCAGCUGCCGCUGAAGGGUCGCGUUGCUGCGCUGCUGCUGCAUGCAGUCGAUUGGGCAGUGCGGGCUAGGGAAGCCAUCUGUUUCCUUCCGAGGGAUGGAUAUCGCCGCCCGUGGACUCGUCUCGACGCAGCCACAGAUCCGCUUGUCCCGGUGUCUCGGCAGCUGCUGCGCCACCACUUGCUGCUGGCAGAUGACUCUGGAGAGCAGCAACAACUGCAGCAGCAAGAGCAGCAACAGCUAGUGCCUGGUACCGCGCCUGCUGAAGUGGCCCAGAAGCCGGAGCCAAGGCUUUCCGUUUCAUCUGACCCUGAACAGCAGCAGCAGCAGCAACAACAGCAACAGCAACAGCAACAGCAGGAGGCUGAAUCCUGUAAUGAGUGGUUUAUCGCAGCGGAACCAGCUGUGUGCUUGACCCCCAUUCAGCGUGCCUUUGUCCAGCUGCAGGAGGCUGCGCUGCUGCUGCACGCGGAGCCAGCUGAGGUUUGUCUACUAUGCAGCAAGCCGCUGCAGCAGCAGGACUCCCCGCAGCACCCAUGUUUAGUGUACAGGCAGCACUAUAACAGGCGGCAGCAACUUCGAGCAGUUUUAGGAUGCAAAGUCGAUGACCCUGCUGCUGUAGCAGAAGCAGCAGCAGCAGCAGAAGAAGCUUAUAUGCAACAACAGCAGCUGCUGCUACCCCUUGACGAAGAUGGAAUGGGUGGCUGGAUCAGCUGCAGCUACUGCAGCAGGAGAUUCCACGUUAAUUGCGUGUCGCAGCUUGCGAGCAAACAGCAGCAUUCGGAGAGUGAGAGCGCAGCGGCUGCUGUUGCUGCUGCCUCGACCCCAGGGGUUGGCAGCAGCAGCGGCAGCGUGCUGUUGCUGCCUCCACCCCCCGAUUGUGGGGGCCCGUGGGUAUGCGUGGGGUGUACAGCCAGGGGGGCUGGAGCAGCAGCGACAUUACAGGACUUUGUGCUACGACUGCUGCGGGAAGCAGCAACUUUGCCGGUGCAGCACGUGCUACUGCAGGAACGCGAGGCGCUGCAGCAACGCAUAUGUUUGCUGCGCCUGUGGGUUCGAGACGCUCUAAAGAUGUUGCUUGAGUUGCCAGCUCCAAACUGCAUCUUCCGGGUGUCUGAGGAGGUGCAGCAGGAGCGGGUGCAGCACAGGCUUCAGCUCGAAGACGAGGCACCUGCUGCGUCGUCAGAUGCAGCCACUGCUUCGGAUGCUGUGGUGUCUGCUGCUGCAGCAGACGUGUCAGCUGCAUCAGGUGCAGCUGCGGCUCAGCAAGAAGAGCAAUCAGCACCUCUGCACACUGCUGCAGACACGGGGGGGCAGCAGCUUCAGCAGCUCGGGAGAGGAGCAGAGACACAAGACAUGGACGAAGGGUACAGUGCGAUGCAGCAGCAGCAGCGGACGGAAACAGGGGCUCCUCCGCCGCAGGAUGAGGUGCAGCAGCAGCAGCAGAAGCAAAUGGAGCUGCUUCUAUGCACCGGAGUAGAGCCUGCAACCCGCGACGCAGCAGAAGAAGAGACUGCGGAGAGCCGCCACCUGGAGGCUGCAGCAGGUGAACUAAAGGAUGGCGCAGCAGCAGAAGCAGCAAGUAUGCGGGGCCGCAAAGCAGCAGCAGCAGACCGCAACACACGAACACGCAGCGGUGCACUGAGGACAGCUUCGGCGCGAGAUUUGCUGCUGAUGUCAAAGAAGACAGGGAUUAAGAAAGGCCCCUACGGCAGGACGCCUCGCCCCGGCCCUGGGAGAGGACGGGGGAGGGGAGCCCACCACGGAGCAGGAGCAAGGGCCUACUUGGGUGCAGCCGGGUCUAGGAGUGCUGCUGCUCAGCAGCUACCGGCCGCAGCAACAGCAGCAGGGGGAGCUGCAGCGGCAGCAGCAGCCGCAGCUGCUGCUGCCGCUGCUGAAGAAUACGAUGAAGAGGUCGCUGCGCAAAGACGCAAACAUGGGGAGACAGUUGAAGAUUUAUUGAUGGGAUGCAUCGUCUCUGCCGGACAAGGGGGUGCGAGAGAUGUAACAGAAGAGGACCUGGAUGAAGAUUUAGUUAUUGCCCUUCCCCGUGGUCUGGGGUGCCUGUACACCCGAGCGCGGAGGCGAAGAGACGAGGGCCUUCCCCUCGAUUUACUAGCCCUCUCUGUGCUGCUUGCCACUGGGGUUCUCUGUGGAUUGGGCUCUGUCUCCGAGCUGUCACUUCUUGGCCGUCUCCUGGUGCGACUGCAGGAGUGGGCUGCUGCGCUGCGCUUCCUGACAGAGACACUUCCGCAGCUGCGGAGCGGCAGUAGCAACGGCGCAGCAGCUCCAAGUGAACCGCUACCAAGUGUCUCCAUUGGGGCGCUGCAGCUGCUGCUCACCGAAGCGAGGCCUUGUCCCCGCAUUCGGGUCCCCUGCAGCUUAGCAGCUGAGCAACUGCUGCUGAAGGGGCAGCAAUUGCAGCAGCAGAUGGUUGUUGCGCUGCUUCAGGCAGAGCGGGACGCAGCUGAGCAGCUGAAGCAACACGAAUUGUUGCAACAGGCGCAGAAGCGCCGCGAGCAGCUUCUGCAGCUGCAGCCACAGCAACAGCUCCAGUUGGGCGACGCUGGUGGGCAGGAACAUGGAAUAAGGGAAGAGCUGCAGCAAGUUGAGGCGAGUGUGGCAGCAGCAGAGACAGCGCAUGCAGCAGCCGAAGCAGCAGUUGGCAGGAGUAACCAGCAGCUGCUCGAUCUGGAGCAACAGCUGCACAGCAGCGGUAUUGGUGGGCUCCAGUAUGAGCCGCUGUUCCACGAACUCGUUGCUGCCUGCGCCUGGCAGCGGGAGGCGGAGGCCCUUGCAGCUUGUAUCGAAAUGGAGUCUGAUGCCACACGCCAGCAGCAGCAGCAGCAGCAACCCGGACUUGUGAGCAGCCCAAAACCCCUUCCCCCAGCAUACCGCAACACUGCUCACCUAUGGCGGAUGGUGCAGGUGUACGAACCACUGCGUCACAAGUGCAAUGCCCGCAUCAAAGCACAGGAAGAGCUUCAGCAGCAGCAGCAACAACAACAACAACAGCAACAACUGCAGCAGCAAGAGCAGCAGCAGGAAAUGCAGCAAGAACAGCAACAGCAACAGCAGCCUGGAGAAGCACAUGGAUCCAGACAGUCUGCAACUGAAGAGGAUGCGAAGCAGUUGGAACUGGCCCCUCUGGCAGCAUGCAGCAAACGAUUCCUUGUAGUGGGUGCUCCCAUCCUGUCUUUGUUGCGGUCAACUUUAGAGCGCGUGUUGGAGUUUGAAAAGAGGGUGAGAGAACUGCAGGUUGUGGGGCCCUUGCCUCAGCUGGUGCUGACGGAGGGAGGAUCAGCAUCAGCUGCGGUGGUUCUACCUGCCACAAAGGGACCAGCUGCGCUGCUGCCGCAAAAUUCCCAGCAGCAGCAACAGCAGCAGCAGCCACAGCAGCCGCAGCGGUUGUCGUGGGCUGAGUGGCUCUCUCUAGUUGAAGGCGCCAAUAACUUGGGGCUGGAUGUUGAGUCAGCAACUCUUGUGAAGCAGCUGCAUGCACGGGCCCUGAUAUUGCAGCAGAAAGUGCAAAAUGCUGUUGCAGCGCAGCCGAUCUCUAGUCUAGAGGCAGCACGUGCGAUGCUUGUGGAGGCCUCUAACUUGCCGGUGGAAACGGGAGGCAUUGGUGCAGUCUCUGCUGCCAUUGCUGCUGUCGACGCCUGGGAGCAGAAGGCAGAGGCGGCCUUGCAGCAGCUGCAGCAGCAGCUCCAGCUGCAGCAGCUGCAGCAGCGUUGCGGGCUGCCGCCGCAGCAGUUGCUGCAGUUGCAGCAAAGCCAAGCCCCGCGAACAGAGGCUCUUUGGACCCUCAUAGAAGAGGCUUCGAAGCUACCGAUUCUCCCUGACGGAAUCCCGGCGUAUAUACGCCUUAAGAAAGCUGCGGAGGAAGCGGAUAAAAAGCUGCUAAGCGACAGAAACGUGGCGCAGCAGCUGCUGCUUUUGCAGCAACUCAAGGAUGCUGCUGCUGCUCCGGCAGCUGACGCCGCGUUGCAGCAGCAACAGCAGCAACUGUUGCUGCUACAGAAGGGACUUCAUUCUGCCGCAACAGCUGCGGCUGCAUCAUCAGGGGAGCCAUCUGCAUUGCUCCAAGCGCAGCAACAGCCGCAGCAGCAAACUUUCCAGCAGCCGUUGCCGCAACAGCAGCAACAAAACCAACCUAUGCUGCAGGCCGGAGCUCUUGGCCUCAUAAUGCAGCAGCUGGCGCAGAGACAUGUAGGCGCGGAGAGGGGCUUGAUGUUCAACCUGCCAUUGGCCCAGCAGCUCCAGCACUUGCACCAGACGCAGCAGCAACUGCAGCAGCAGCUGCUUCAGCAGCAGCAGCAGCCGCAGAAUAAUCACCAUAGGCAGCAACAACUGCAGCUUCAGCAAUAUCAAGUGCAGCAAAAGCUGCAGCAGAAUCAGCAGCAGCUUCUGCAGCAGUUGCAGCAGCAACCGCAGCAGCACCAGCAGCUGUUGCAGCAGCUGGAGCAGCAGCAACAGCAGCAACUGAUCUCUCAGCAGCAGCAGCAGCAGCUACUGCAGCAACAACGGGGCGGUAGAGGCCGUGGCGGGGGUAGCAGGGGCAGCAGCACCAGCAGUAGUAGGCAGAAACGCAGGUCCCCCUCCGCUGCAGACGCCUGGAGUGCAGCAGCAACAUCGGCUGCAGCGCCCACUUCAGUGGCGCAACCUUUACAGCAUCAAGGCGUACCUCCUCAUUUGCUACUGCAACAGCAGCAGCAAAUGCCUCCCAGUUCGGCUGCUGCUGACAGGGAGCAGCCGAUGCCACCCGUGCAACUGUGA
This is a messenger RNA of Eimeria acervulina, 14745 nucleotides long. RefSeq lists its product as hypothetical. The transcript has 15 exons. The coding region runs from base 1 to 14745 and encodes 4914 amino acids. The record is from RefSeq and is a predicted model, not a curated record. Lineage: Eukaryota; Apicomplexa; Conoidasida; Eucoccidiorida; Eimeriidae.